Messenger RNA from Soboliphyme baturini, 489 nucleotides. NCBI's taxonomy places the organism in Eukaryota, Metazoa, Nematoda, Enoplea, Dioctophymatida, Soboliphymatidae. The record is from the annotation of a GenBank genome assembly.
AUGCCCCACCUUCAAAAAUUUGGGUUCUUCGGUAGAUCGGACAGGUACCAUACGAGGCUGGAAGAGACGUCCGAUUUGCCAAAGCCCGUUUUCGUCACCGCAGCUUCACAUGCUUUCUACCGGCAUUCUUUAGCGGUGGUCUCUGACGUGCAACGGCUCUUUCCUGAUCACCGGAUCCUUUACUAUGACUUGGGGCUCGACGUAGUGAAAGAGGUCCACGCGGUUCGGCGGAUGUGCAAUGUGGAGUACCGGCGAUUCCCGUUCGAAUCCUAUCCGUCAUAUGUGUCGGAUCUUAAACAGUACCGGUGGAAGUGUCUGCUGAUCGCGGUCACCGUAGUGGUUGCCAUGUUAGAUGAAGACAGUAGCGCCUACAAGUACUUUCCCACGGUUAUUGAAAAUCUGAAAUCGACGAAAGCUCAGAUGUUCGAUGCUGCAUUGAUGCUGGUCGUUCGAACAAAGGAGGUAGUUGAAGAUAUUCUUUCAUGGUAA